AUGGGGGCCGGGGCGAGCGCCGAGGAGAAACACUCCAGGGAGCUAGAGAAGAAACUGAAAGAGGACGCCGACAAAGAUGCCAGGACCGUCAAACUUCUGCUGCUAGGUGCUGGUGAGUCAGGGAAAAGCACAAUCGUCAAACAGAUGAAAAUUAUUCACAAAGAUGGUUACUCCCUUGAAGAGUGCUUGGAGUUCAUUGUCAUCAUCUACAGCAACACCCUGCAGUCGAUCCUGGCCAUCGUGAGAGCCAUGACCACACUCAACAUUUCCUAUGGAGAUGCUGCUGCGCAGGAUGAUGCAAGGAGGUUGAUGCACUUAGCAGACACCAUCGAGGAAGGCACCAUGCCAAAAGAGCUGUCUGACAUUAUCCUGAGGUUGUGGAAGGACUCGGGCAUCCAGGCGUGCUUUGACAGAGCCUCCGAAUACCAGCUCAACGACUCUGCCGGAUACUAUCUGAAUGACCUGGAGAGGUUAAUCCAACCUGGCUAUGUCCCUACUGAGCAGGACGUCCUGCGUUCACGAGUGAAGACCACCGGUAUCAUCGAGACCCAGUUCUCCUUCAAGGACCUCAACUUCAGGAUGUUUGAUGUGGGUGGUCAGCGCUCAGAGAGGAAGAAGUGGAUCCAUUGCUUCGAAGGUGUGACCUGUAUCAUCUUCAUCGCUGCUCUGAGCGCAUACGACAUGGUGCUGGUGGAGGACGAUGAAGUGAACCGAAUGCAUGAGAGUCUCCACCUGUUCAACAGUAUCUGUAACCACCGUUACUUCGCCACCACAUCCAUUGUACUCUUCCUCAACAAGAAGGACGUCUUCGUGGAGAAGAUCAAGAAAGCUCACCUAAGCAUGUGCUUCCCUGACUAUGAUGGUCCCAACACUUUUGAGGAUGCUGGUAACUACAUCAAGGUGCAGUUCUUAGAUCUGAACUUGCGACGAGACGUCAAAGAAAUCUACUCCCACAUGACCUGUGCCACAGACACAGAGAACGUCAAGUUUGUGUUCGAUGCCGUAACAGACAUUAUCAUCAAAGAAAAUCUCAAAGACUGCGGUCUCUUCUAAACAAGAGGAAGAGGUGAUUAUUACAUAAUAUAAAUAUUAAGUGGUAAGCAUACAUUAAGUGGUAGCAUAUUAAAUAUUGAAUUUCUAUACAUGCAUGAUUAAAAAGUCUUUCUUCUUUUACAGAGCGGCUUGAUCGACAAAACCCAAUACUGACCCAUUGCCCCUUGUAGCCUUUCCUUUCCUCCCUGGGUAAUGAGGAAUUCUCCAGUGCACACAUACAUACACACGAGCAACAUGAAUUGAUAAAAUCGUGAAAACGUAAAUAGUCGUUCCUGGGAUCUACAUUUGAUUAAACACCCUGCAUACAAGUAAAUAACGGAGCCUAAUACAUAUUCAUAGCAGCCUGAAGUCAUAAAUAACAACACGUAUAUGAGAAAUGUUCGGCUCUAUUAGAUUUUUGCAGUGUUCUGUCCUGUAGAUUUGCGACUACACUUCACGCAGCUGUAAACCAAAUAACUAUUCUUCUGAAACACCUGCAUAUGCACUUCAGCAUCUUCAUGCAAGUACAUUAUGAAGUAUUUCAGUUAUACGUUAUAGCAGUUACUGUGUCAAGUUCAAACUUUUACUGCUGGCUGAGAAACGUUUUAACUUUACUGGGAAGAAAGUUCUGUUUUAUUUAGAGAGGAGUAAUAUCAGGUCAAGGCCCACGAUUGAAAUCUCUAUGUAAGAUGGACGACUUUGAUGAAAAGAUAGCAUGUAAUAAGUUGUUUAGCUCAAGAGCUGCUAGAUGAGAGGCAAAGAAUACAUUUUUUGGGUGCAUUGAUUAAAAUACAACAGCAAAUAUUGAUUAAAAGGGCAAAACUAAUUGCAAAACCAUAUACAAUCACGCAAAUGUAAAUUGAAGAAAUAAAGCUUCUGUAGACAAGACUGGAACUGAUGUGUUUGUCCUUUAGGUGUCAUGAAAGAAUGCACACCAAUGAACAACUUAAACAAGUGUUUCUCAAUUGGUGGGUCGCGGAAUGUACGGCCAAAGAAAAGACAUCGCGUGACAUUUAUUUUAAAAGACGUGCGUGAAAGCCGUUACGCUUCUGUCAGAUGCAGUUUAACAGAGUGCCUGAGAAAAAUGCUGUCUCAAUUCAGCCGCGGUAACUUACGAAAUAAAAAGCCUAUCAAAAGCAAACUAUCCUGUCGUAAUGCGCACUCUUCAAUGUGGCGCGCCGCAUAUAAUUUUUCUCCAUAUCACAAACUAUACGAGCAUGCAACGCGUGAAAUAUAAGUGGGCCUACAGUACCGAUAAAUAACAUAACUGGUACUGCGUGUGUCAACUGAGACGGAUUUGCAUUCUAUUCAGUAGCAGAUUGCAUUUUUCAUAAACAGUUCAUGUUAGUAUAUGCACAGCAACGGUUGUUAACAUAAUUAUCAUUAUUGUGCAAUUUUGUAUGUUUAAAUCAUUCAUACCAAGUUAAUCGUAUAAACAAAAACUAGUUUGGAACUGCUAUUUAUAUUCUCAACAGUAUUAUUAUUAUAAUAAUUAUUUUAUAAAUUAUCUUUUAAAUGAUCUAUUAUAAGACAUAUUUUAAUUGUAUGACUAUAUAGACAUAAGACACUUGAGUUUUGCAGGUUGUGCUUAACACCAGCACACCCAGGCUUAUUAAUUUUGAGAGGUUUAGAUACAGCUUAAUCACAUAAUAUCACUGUCUUCUAUAAUGAUUG
Molecule: messenger RNA, 2706 nt
Organism: Puntigrus tetrazona (Sumatra barb)
Lineage: Eukaryota; Metazoa; Chordata; Actinopteri; Cypriniformes; Cyprinidae
Gene: gnat1
Product: guanine nucleotide binding protein (G protein), alpha transducing activity polypeptide 1
Exons: 8
Coding region: 1-1053 (350 amino acids)
Biological process (GO): adenylate cyclase-modulating G protein-coupled receptor signaling pathway
Cellular component (GO): heterotrimeric G-protein complex
Molecular function (GO): G protein-coupled receptor binding; GTP binding; GTPase activity
Source: RefSeq, a predicted model, not a curated record